CAAAAGACAGCCCAUUCUAUAUGAAGUGGCAACGCCACAGCAGAAGCUUCACCAAUGGCAGCAUCACCAUCAUCUAUGGCGGAAGACCAGAAGCUUCCAGAACCUUCCGACCCUCCGUCGCGGUUCGAUCCCAGUCGAAUGGUUGGUGUCAUCAAAAGGAAAGCUUUGAUCAAAGACUUGGCUGCUGUGUACCAUGCUGAAUGUCUUUCAUACUGUCAAGAGCUUUUGGAACUUCAAUCCAAAUGGGAUGAGCCAUUUAUUGAUUUAAAACCUAUAGAGGAUUCAAAAAAGGAGACAGUGCGGCCCUCUAAACGCAUCAAAAAGUUACGUUAGGUUCCUUCUGGAUUUUGUUCCAAAUGAAAGUUUCAUGUGCAUGAUUAUGUCAUAUUGGCAAUCUACAUGGUUCAGCCACUUUUGCUCUUUUUAGGUUUUCAGGUCGUUGCUCCUCUACUAAACAGAGCAAUAUGCCCCCUUCAGAGGUAUUUUUGGUUGCUGUUGGUAUACCUGUUACUGUCAAAGCAUAUGCUUAAUGAGGUAAUGCACUUUGCUUAUGCUGUGAAGUGCAUCACUGGAAGUUUCGUCCAUCAACUUACACUAAUGUCCUACUGCUCCAUAAAAUAGAUAUAUACAAUAUGUACCCUGAUGGUUGUGUAUAGAAUAACAUUCUCUUUCCCACACUCUGCUUCUGGGUAUAAUCCGUUGCAAAUAUUUAGCUUUCUUCGAAAUUGUAUCUUUUACUGUUUUGAAUUCAAUGAAACAGUUAACAUAUCUUUAUACAA
Messenger RNA from Lotus japonicus, 779 nucleotides. RefSeq lists its product as uncharacterized. Lineage: Eukaryota; Viridiplantae; Streptophyta; Magnoliopsida; Fabales; Fabaceae. The record is from RefSeq and is a predicted model, not a curated record. The transcript has 4 exons. Bases 55 to 333 code for a protein of 92 amino acids.